AUUCGCCAACUUCCAGAGAAAAUAAAUUCGCAAAUGGCAAAAAAGGAGUUUCUAAAAGCUACAGAGGGGCUAGCAAAAAGUCUUGAUUUACUGAACGGUCCCUUGAAGGAGGUUGAGGCUCUGGUUGAGGUUAAGGUUGAAUUGGAGACCAGAUCUACCCUCCUUUACACCAGGUUACUCGAGGACCUGUCAUCUCAGUUGUACAUUGAGUCCACGUGGGAUGUUCUACAGUUACAGAGAGCGGGUUCUGCGCGGGAAGCUCCAUUUCAGCGUGCUGGAAGCGGGAGGAACAGCAGUGAUAGAACCCCGGGCUCGGGCAGGGGCAAAGAGGGAGGGUCGGGAAGGGGUAAGGAGGGCAGAGAAGGUUCUGGAAGAAAACCUGGAGAACAUUUGAAAGCACGUCGUCUUCUUCUUGAUCCAGGGAGACCAGGAAGUAACUCUGGUAGCCUGCUGAGCCCUGCUGAGGAGGAUUCCUGGAAUCUGAUCCUAGAGAACCCGGAGAAAGCAGAUCCGUCCAAGGGACCUGCACACUGUAUUCUGAUAGAUAUGGAGUGUCUUGCACUUUUGAACAGGUUACCGGAGGCUAUUGAGAGUUUGACCUCUGAGCUUCAGGGUCAACUGUUCCAGAUUCUGACCAGGAGUACACAUCAGCUCCUUGACACUGCUAAAUAUUCUCAGGGGGAUAAACGCCUUCUUCCUCAACUUUUCUCUGCUGUGGUCUCCCAGCUGAACCGUGUGGUUGACGCGUACCGUCUUGCAGCCAAGGCUGGGCAGAGAGCAGUUACUCGGCAUAAAGCCGACCCGGUCCGACUAGAUCUGGCAGAUGUUUGGUCUAAGGUUCAAUCUGUUAUUCAGGUUCUGCUGACAGACUAUCUGGACUUCAAGUCCAGUAGCACUAUGGGCAGCAUCAACGUUCAUCAGAACACCAGCAACAACUUUAGUGAGCCAACAGCUGACAUCAACUCAUACUUUGUGCGUCGUAAGAUUGCGCGGCCCAAGCGCUCCUCUCUGUUUAGGUUUGAUAGUUCCUCCACUGCGCUAACUAUCAACGACUUUAUGAGAGAAAAUAACGCUGAAGAAUCUGGGUUUGGAGGAGGAGGAGAUGAGAAGGUUCUGGUGUGUGACGCCAACCCUCACAAUAUCACACUCAUCUUCAACCAGCUCAUCGCCUUCAUUCAGCAGAUAGAGAAGGCUCUGAAAUGUCAACCUGGAACUCAUUGCACUCUUUAUGCCUUCCUCAUGGACUAUAUUAAGGAUGUAUUCCUGGGACAAAUCCACGUUGAUAUCUCCAACUCCUUGAACUCCGCCAGUCAGAGCUUAGAUGCUUGGAAAUCUGUCACAGAUUCAGAGAUACUUAGAAACCUCAAGGUUUCUCGCCCCCUGCUUCAGAGCACUGUAAAUGUUUGGAAAAGCAUUGAGGACCUAGGAGAGAUGAUGGUGACCCUCCCCCUCUACUCAACCCACUUCCUUACCAUCAUGUGCAACAUACUCAUGCAGUACAAGGAGAUAUGUGGCGCUGCGUACAGAGGUUUAGUUCAACCAGAUACCGAGGAUAAACGUAUCAUCUCAGCACAGUGGGCCAAGGACGAGGAUAUUUCAAGAUUCCUGAAGUCGCUGCCUAACUGGGAGGCUGUAUUUGAGGACGAUGAUGUAGGAGGGGGAGGAGGAGGGAGAGGGGUUGAGGAGAGUGUGGAGGAGGUUGAGAAGAGGAACCGGAAGGAAACUGAGAUCCUUGUUCAGAAUCUGGGGAGCUCAGAUAUUCCUCAACAUGAGAUACUCUCAGAUUCAAACCAACUUAGAUCUCUGGCCCAACUACAUGAAAGCUUGGAUUGGUUUGCAAGAUCUGUUUUAAACUUGAGCAAAACUUUAAAGGAUCAUGCACUGCCUGAGAGUACCCUUCAGACCCUGAUAUCCUUGGCCCAGGAGUUUGUAGAACUCGGAGAUAUUUGUCUUCUUGUUCUUCAUCUGGAGGUUCGAGUUCACUGCUUCUUCUAUCUUCUUCCCCUUUGGCGGGGACCAGGGGGAGGUCCAUCUCAGUAUUUUGGCGGACCUGACUCUACGGAUCCUAGUAAUGAGAUCAUUCAGCUUAACAGGGAUCUGGUGGCUGUAGAAGAUGCUCUUGAUUCUGCUCUUCAACCCCGUCGUAUUCAAUAUAUAUUUGAGGGAGUCUCUCAUCUAGUAUCUGGUAUACUGAUCAGCUCUGCAGCAACUAUUAAGAAGAUGAAUGGAAACGGAGUAAAGAAGAUGUGCAGGAAUAUAUUUUCUGUUCAACAAACCCUGACUACUAGCGUAACAGGUCGGAGAGAAGUUGCACUGGACCAAGCUAAAACUUUCUAUGAACUGGUUAAUUUUACCCCAGGUGAGAUGUUGACCCAUAUAGUGGAGAGAGGAGCAAUGUUUUCCCAGCUAGAUUAUAUUAAUCUUCUUCAGCUUAUUAAUAGGUCCCAGCCCCGACCUGACAAUGAAGGGCUGAGUAAGAAUAUUGAGAAACUGUCAGAGAUUCUCAACGGAGCCGGAGCAAGACCUGGAGUUGCGGUUUAAUAGUUGCCAAGAUUCACAGGGUUUCCAACAAAGGAUGAGAAUUCAAAGACGACUGUACGGAAUGAUACUGUCUGUUUCCUGAUAAUCAUGAUUCCCGCAAGUGCCAAAUCGAUAAAUAGGUCAUUAAAAGACUAUUCAAGGCGGUAGACUAAAUUUAACCUUGGACUUUUUAUAAUUUUACUUAUAGUUUCAGGUCGUCCGUACAGUCUCAUCCUUUGUGGGUCCCUCUGUACCUAAACCAACCAACUUUACAGGAAUAACCUUCAAAAGAAGAGGCUUUAGAGACGACUGUAGAAAUUAAAAGGGACAGUAAGCAUAAUUUUAAGUGACAUUGCCUGAUUCAUAACUGGGCCCUUGAAAAAAUUGUGGAAGAUAUUAUCGUUCUUCCAGGUUUAAAAAUGUUAAACUCUGAUAAUUCCUAAAUGUUUUCCUGCAGAA
Molecule: messenger RNA, 2979 nt
Organism: Eurytemora carolleeae
Lineage: Eukaryota; Metazoa; Arthropoda; Copepoda; Calanoida; Temoridae
Gene: Sec8
Product: exocyst complex component 4
Exons: 28
Coding region: 34-2541 (835 amino acids)
Biological process (GO): chemical synaptic transmission; Golgi to plasma membrane transport; exocytosis
Cellular component (GO): synapse; exocyst; growth cone membrane
Source: RefSeq, a predicted model, not a curated record